UCUUUUUUUUUCUUUCUUUUCUCUCUCUCUCUUAUAGAUCAUACUUUGUAGUACUAUCCAUAUAUAUACAUAGAAAUAUAAUAAUGAUGAUAGGUCCUCAAGGUCUUUUUCAAUGCUCUAUUUUAUCAUGUAAAGACGCUUGGCAAUUAGCAGAACUUUGUUCAUGUCUCAUACCACAUAUUUGGACAGGGCGAAUAAGUAGAUCAUCAUCAUCAUCAAUUAUCUCUUUAAAACAACGUGGAACAUCAUCAAAUCAUUUAUUCAAACAAUAUUGUCAUAGAUUAUUCAAAGAUACACAAAUAUCUUCUGGAUGUAUUGUAUUGGCUCUUUACUAUCUCCAACAACUACGAUCUACAUAUCCCACUCUCCGAGGUACUUUGGGUUCUGAAUUUAGAAUCUUUACAACUGCACUUAUUUUGGCAAACAAAUAUUUGGAUGACAAUACAUUUACAAAUAAGACUUGGUCAGAAGUAUCAGGAAUACCUCUACAAGAAUUGAAUAUCAUGGAAAGGGAAUAUUUGACUGCAUUGAAUUAUACUCUUCAUGUACAUUAUAUUCGAUUCUGUUCAUGGGCUAAUCAAUGUGAACAAUGGAUGAUAAUGCCUACUGUAUCACUCAAACGAUCAUUAUCUAAUAAUCAUUAUCCAUUACAACAACAACAUCAAUCUCAUCAUCAUCAUCAUCAUCACAUUCGACGUCAUGACCCCUUACGAUCAAUAUCACAGACUUCUUUAGCUUCUGAACGACAAAGAUACAUCAAUAAAAGGAAACGAAAAAGAAUGAUUUCACCAUCAGAACGUACUGGUCUUCCUUCUUUUUUACCAGUAGUACUACCAUCUUCAAGAACUGAUUUGACUUUAUUACCAUCCCCAGCAUCAUCAUCGUCAUCAUCCACCAUAUCACCAUUAUCAUCUUUAUCACCCUCAUCAUCAUCAUCAUCAUCAUCAUCGUCAUCAUCAACUUCAACCAUUUUAAAAACAUCAAUGAUGAGUUGGUCAUCAUCUAUGCCCAUUAUAACCAAUUCUGGAGCCACAGCAGCAGCAAAUGCAGCAGCGUAUGUUACAUAUCAUCAUUAUCAUCAUUUCCAACAACAACAAUGUCUUAACCCUGCAUCACUUGAGAAUCGUAUACGAUGUUUAGAAAUAGAAUAGUUGAUUAUUAUAUAUGUACAUAUAUGUAGAAAUAAACUCACUCUCCGUUCUUCGUCUCUUUUUGGAUAUGUGAACAAAUAAACGUUGAGAAAAUGUGGUUUGAUUUUUGACCUU
Halteromyces radiatus is the source of this 1265-nucleotide messenger RNA. Its product is annotated as cyclin-domain-containing protein. The record is from RefSeq and is a predicted model, not a curated record. The coding region runs from base 84 to 1151 and encodes 355 amino acids. Gene Ontology annotation, biological process: regulation of cyclin-dependent protein serine/threonine kinase activity. Gene Ontology annotation, cellular component: nucleus; cyclin-dependent protein kinase holoenzyme complex. Gene Ontology annotation, molecular function: protein kinase binding; cyclin-dependent protein serine/threonine kinase regulator activity. The transcript has 2 exons. NCBI's taxonomy places the organism in Eukaryota, Fungi, Mucoromycota, Mucoromycetes, Mucorales, Cunninghamellaceae.